Messenger RNA from Botrytis sinoallii, 1402 nucleotides. RefSeq lists its product as uncharacterized. The record is from RefSeq and is a predicted model, not a curated record. The transcript has 2 exons. Gene Ontology annotation, cellular component: peroxisome; cytoplasm; mitochondrion. Gene Ontology annotation, molecular function: catalase activity; heme binding. The coding region runs from base 298 to 1245 and encodes 315 amino acids. Gene Ontology annotation, biological process: hydrogen peroxide catabolic process; response to hydrogen peroxide. Lineage: Eukaryota; Fungi; Ascomycota; Leotiomycetes; Helotiales; Sclerotiniaceae.
AGUAUUCGGGUCCCGGAUAGGAGGAGUUAUUCCAAAUUCCAGAAUCAAAAUAACGUCAUGAAUUGUGAUAUCGCAUCAACAUCCGCAUCAACAUUCCUGAAAGGAUUUUGGGAUUUUGCGGCGUGGUAUUCACUGUCUCGACGCAAACGUAUAAAGUGCGAGAGGAAUCCUUAUUUAAUCCUUUAUCCCCACCAGACUCUCAACUUCGAAUCUUAUCCCACUUGCAAAACGUACGAUACCCAUCAACAACAAUAUAUUGAAACACGUACAUAAUUCUCAGAAAGUUAAAUCGCAAUCAUGCCUCUCCCAUCCGACCCCGCAGUAGUCAAAACAAGUGAAGGACUAGUCCAUCAACUCCAAUCUAUGUUUGGCAAACAUGCCGGAAAACGACCUGCCCACGCAAAAGGACUCCUCCUAACCGGAACCUUCAUUCCUACCUCCACCGCAAGCAGCCUCUCCUCUGCCCCUCACUUCUCCUCCCCCUCCACCCCCAUCUGGAUCCGCUUUUCAAACUCCACCGGCAUCCCUUCGAUUCCCGAUUUCGACGCCAAUGCCGAUCCCCGCGGGAUCGCUAUCCGCUUUAUUCUCGAUGCCGAGAAACACAAACAUACCGACAUAGUUGCUCACUCUACUCCCUUUUUCCCCACCCGUACCGGCGAUGAAUUUCUCGAGUUCUUGAAAGCCGCAGCGAGUAGUGGAGAAGGUGUUGAGAGUCCGAAACCUAUUGAGAAGUUUCUAGAUGCGCAUCCUAAGGCUUUGGAUUUUGUGACUGCGCCCAAGCCGGCGCCGACGAGUUGGGCCAGGGAGAAUUAUUGGGGUGUUAAUGCUUUUAAAUUUAUUGCUUCUGAGGGAAAAGAAACUUUUGUGAGAUAUAGGAUUGUUCCUGUUGAGGGUGUUGAGAUUGCGAGUGAGGAGCAGAAAAAGAGUUUGGGGGAGAAUUAUCUGACGGAAGAGAUUGUAGCGAGGUUAGAGAAGGGAGCGGCGGAGUUCAAAUUGGAGGUGCAGAUUGCGGAAGAGGGAGAUGUGACGGAUGAUGCAACUGUGCAUUGGCCGGAAGAGAGGAAGGUUAUGGAGUUGGGACGUGUUAAGGUUGAGGGAUUGUUGGGAGAGAAUGAGAAAGAGCAGAAACAUAUCAUUUUUGAUCCAGUACCUAGGGUAGAGGGUAUAGAUGUUAGUGGUGAUCCUUUGGUAGAUGUUAGGGCCGGAGUUUACUUGAUCAGUGGAAAAGAGAGGCGAGCUGCAUAAGAAAUGGAUGGGAGAGGAGUAUGGAGGAUGAGAACAAGAUCUAGGAAAUCAAGCAUAUGGGCGAUUUCAACUUUCGGUUCACUUGAUAAGUUCGGUCACAAUGCUGCCGUUUACUUGUUCACUUGAGCGCAAAUACAUGAUUUCUGCAAUAUAUCAG